Molecule: messenger RNA, 202 nt
Organism: Racocetra persica
Lineage: Eukaryota; Fungi; Glomeromycota; Glomeromycetes; Diversisporales; Gigasporaceae
Source: the annotation of a GenBank genome assembly
AUAAUGACGAUACUAAUGUUGAUCUUUUUUUUGAAGAAUUUGACGAAGAAUUUUUACAAAUUAGUAUUGAGGCGAUAGAUUUUCCUACGAAUAAUGAUUUAGUAUUGGAAGGUUUUUUUGAUAUCAGACCUGAAAACCAAAAUACAAAUGAAGAAAGCUUACCUGUUUUUUCACAAGAAUCUCCCGGUACUGACAAAAAUUG